Molecule: messenger RNA, 2481 nt
Organism: Sorghum bicolor (sorghum)
Lineage: Eukaryota; Viridiplantae; Streptophyta; Magnoliopsida; Poales; Poaceae
Product: peptide-N4-(N-acetyl-beta-glucosaminyl)asparagine amidase A
Exons: 1
Coding region: 353-2107 (584 amino acids)
Cellular component (GO): vacuole
Source: RefSeq, a predicted model, not a curated record
CAUAAUGGGUUUAUACUAGUAGACAAGUCGAAGUGUCCCAAAAGCCGCAUGAUACAUCUACCUACCCAAGUACUUUCCGUUGCCAUUAUACGCCACUCACAACAACAUACAUACCAUACUACAUACACUUUGUUUAUGCCGCCUACCCUCCCAAGAUUGUAGAUAAUGACGGAUAUUAUUGCUCCGGGUUUAUUUAUUUUAAUUUAAUUUAUUCAUAUAUAAUUUCGUCGCUGCAAUUCGCCGGGUUUAAAUCCUCAGCCUUCACGCGGACACUACCACCAUGCAACACGCCUCCCAUUUCGGGGCUUUUCCCUCCACAUCUCAGCCAAGUGAGGACUGAGGUGAGCUAGCCAUGCCGACUGCCUCCUCUGCCCACCGCUCACUCCUCCUCUGCCUCUGCGUCGCUCUGCUCUCCAACUCGGCCGCCGCCUUGCCGUCGCCCCGGGACCUCCGCUUCUCCGUCGAGGACAUCGCGGCGGUGGAGGCCGCGCUGCCGCGCCACAGCAGGCGGACGUCCUCCAAGACCACCUUCUUCGAGGUGGACCGCCCUCUCCGCCCUCCCAGGGGCAGCUCCGGCCCCUGCUCCACGCUGCUGCUGUCGCACUCCUUCGCCUUCACGCUCACCAAGCCGCCCGUCACGGCGACGUACUCGCCGCCGCCGUGCCUAGCAUCCGGCGCGUCGUCGGUGUCGCUCGCGGUGCUCGAGUGGCGCGCCGAGUGCCGCGGCGCGCAGUACGACCGCACCUUCGGCGUGUGGCUCGGCGGCGCCGAGCUCCUGCGUGGCAGCACCGCGGAGCCCCGCCCCGGCGGGGUGGUCUGGUCGGUCUCCAAGGACGUCACCCGCUACGCGGCCCUCCUCGCCGCCGGCGACGCCACGCUCGCCGUGUACCUCGGCAACCUCAUCGACGACACCUACAACGGCGUCUACCACGCCAACCUCACGCUCCACCUCUACUUCCGCUCCGGCGCGCGGUCCUCUCCGCCGUCGGCCGCCGCCGACGCCGUCGUCCCCGUCUCCAGGAGCCUGCCGCUCAACGACGGGCUGUGGUUCGUCGUCCAGAACGCCACCGACGUGCAGUCCGCGCGGGUCACCGUGCCGCGCAACGCGUACCGCGCCGUCCUCGAGGUCUACGUCUCGUCCCACGACGCCGACGAGUUCUGGUACAUGAACACGCCCGAGCAGAACGGGCCGUUCCGCGAGGUCACCGUGCUGCUCGACGGCGACGUCGUCGGCGCCGUGUGGCCGUUCCCGGUGAUCUACACCGGCGGCAUUAACCCGCUCAUCUGGCGGCCCAUCACCAGCAUUGGCUCCUUCAACAUGCCCACCUACGACAUCGAGCUCACGCCAUUCCUGGGCAAGCUCCUCGACGGCGAGGACCACGAGCUCGGGUUCGCGGUGACCAACGCGCAGAGGUCGUGGUACGUGGACGCCAACCUCCACCUGUGGCUGGACCCCAAGAGCACCAGGACCACCGGCGGGCUCGUCGCGUACGACGCGCCGAAGCUGGCCGGCAGCAUCGUCUCGCACUCCGCGGACGGCAUCGACGGCGAGUACGAGGCGGCGGCGAGCCGCAACAUCACGGCCACGGGGUGGGUGAGCUCGUCGCGCGGCAACGUCACCACCACGUUCGCGCAGCGGCUGAGCUUCGCCAACACGAACGUGGUCAGCGGUCAGGGCAGCGCGCAGGCGAUCAACCAGACGACGGACGCGCUCACGACCGUCACCGGCGGUGCGGCGUCCGCGUCGGCGCAGCAGCAGGUGCACCAGAGCUUCCCGCUCUACAUCUUCCUGGGCGGCGACGGCAGCGGCACGUCGUCGCAGCGGCUGAUGCGGCGCGUGGAGAUCGGGUUCGACGAGACGCGGUCCAAGGGAGGAGGAGGAGGAGGAGGAGGGGCGGCGACGAGCACGCUGCGGAACGCGCAGGCGGCGGCGGCGGAGGUGACGCUCCGGGACGACGCCGUGGUGGGCGCGUCGUGGCGGAUGCAUCAGACGUACGCGUACGGCGCCAGCGACGGCGGCUGCUACCUCAGGAACGUAAGCAGCGUCGGUUACGACGUGCUUUUCGACCAUCAUGACGCGUCCUGCGCCGGUACGCUCGGCCGCUGACGCCUGUCGCCGACAGCGCCUUGUCGGCGCCUCCGCCGCGCGGGCCGGUGGAUAACGGCCGGGGAAGCGACAUGGGUGUAAAUGGAACGCUGCACCGGUGGACGAACUGUACUGGCUUUGGCUCGGCAUGGCCUGGCCUGGCCCACAUCCGGUCUUCAAUUAUUAAAUACUGUCCUAAAUGAUGGGUCAUUUUCAUGUGCUAAUUAGCUUUUCAAUAAGAAAAGAUGUGAUCUGAUGCAGCAAGCAGUAGUAGACCUGUAGUACAGUACAGGUAGCCCAAAAUGUAAAGGAAACAGCUGGCUAUGUAAUUUAAUACCACUUGUUUUUAUAUAUAAUAUAAUCUGUAGUAAAAUAGGAAUUCUUUUGACGAAUUA